This is a messenger RNA of Lepus europaeus (European hare), 14650 nucleotides long. It is a transcript of the gene HUWE1, whose product is annotated as HECT, UBA and WWE domain containing E3 ubiquitin protein ligase 1. The transcript is spliced from 87 exons. Gene Ontology annotation, biological process: Golgi organization; positive regulation of protein catabolic process; membrane fusion. The record is from RefSeq and is a predicted model, not a curated record. NCBI's taxonomy places the organism in Eukaryota, Metazoa, Chordata, Mammalia, Lagomorpha, Leporidae. Gene Ontology annotation, molecular function: protein binding; ubiquitin-protein transferase activity. Bases 499 to 14070 code for a protein of 4523 amino acids. Gene Ontology annotation, cellular component: Golgi membrane; nucleus.
UUUCGCUUCGCUUAGGGUGAGAGCGGAGCUGUAGCGACUUAAGCUUUGGUGGGAGGAGGGGUCUGGGAAGGGUUGGGCUCCGGCUUUCCCGGCCGGUGGAGGUUCUCGCGGGAUCGCGCGAAGGCGGCAGCGUUUCGGCUACUGACUGCAGCAGCCGCGGAGGCGGCAGCUACGUCUUCGGCUCGUACUGUUCUUUGCCGGUAGAUCUCUGAGAAGAGAGGAAGGAGUGGCAAUAACAAAUGAAAACUUUGUCUAAGGUUCAGUGGCAAAGUUCAACCUGAGUUUCCAGGACACUUAUCGUUUGCCUCCCAGUAUGGCCAGAAAACAUAUGUGAAGGUUCUCUAGUAGCAUAACCUGAAUUAGGUUAGUGCUCCAGAAGAACCAGCAGAUCAACUUGAUCAGGACGGUUCCGGAAUCUUUUGGAGCAGUGUUGGGAUUUCCCACCAGAAUGAGUAUGAUUGGCUGUGAUUUUAGAUCAUAAAGCAAAUAAUUGAAAUCAUGAAAGUAGACAGGACUAAACUGAAAAAGACACCUACAGAGGCCCCUGCAGACUGCAGAGCCUUAAUAGACAAACUCAAAGUUUGUAAUGAUGAGCAACUCCUCUUGGAACUACAGCAGAUUAAAACAUGGAAUAUUGGAAAGUGCGAGUUAUAUCACUGGGUGGACCUGUUGGACCGCUUUGAUGGAAUUCUGGCAGAUGCUGGACAGACAGUGGAGAACAUGUCAUGGAUGCUCGUAUGUGAUAGACCGGAAAGAGAGCAACUGAAAAUGCUUCUUUUGGCUGUGUUGAACUUCACAGCCCUGCUCAUUGAAUACAGCUUUUCUCGGCAUCUGUACAGUUCCAUAGAGCAUUUGACAACUUUAUUGGCGUCCUCUGAUAUGCAAGUGGUGCUGGCUGUCCUUAACCUUCUGUAUGUAUUUAGCAAAAGAUCAAACUAUAUCACACGUCUGGGAUCUGACAAGAGGACCCCACUGCUAACUCGGCUGCAACAUUUGGCAGAGAGCUGGGGUGGAAAGGAGAAUGGCUUUGGACUUGCAGAGUGUUGCAGAGACUUGCAUAUGAUGAAAUACCCACCCAGUGCAACUACACUACACUUUGAAUUCUAUGCAGACCCUGGGGCCGAGGUCAAAAUUGAGAAGAAGACAACUAGUAACACACUACAUUAUAUUCACAUAGAGCAGCUUGACAAGAUUUCAGAAAGCCCUUCUGAAAUCAUGGAAUCUCUUACCAAAAUGUACAGCAUUCCUAAAGAUAAGCAGAUGCUGUUAUUUACACACAUACGGCUGGCCCAUGGGUUUUCUAACCAUAGGAAGCGACUGCAAGCUGUUCAGGCCAGACUGCAUGCAAUAUCUAUAUUAGUGUAUUCUAAUGCCUUGCAGGAAUCAGCAAACAGUAUCUUGUACAAUGGGUUGAUAGAGGAGUUGGUAGAUGUCCUUCAGAUAACAGAUAAGCAGCUUAUGGAGAUUAAAGCUGCUUCUUUACGGACAUUAACAUCAAUCGUCCACUUGGAGAGAACUCCCAAACUCAGCAGUAUUAUUGACUGUACUGGAACUGCCUCCUACCAUGGAUUUUUGCCUGUACUUGUGCGGAACUGUAUCCAGGCCAUGAUUGAUCCUUCCAUGGAUCCGUACCCCCACCAGUUUGCCACUGCUCUCUUCUCUUUUUUAUACCAUCUGGCCAGCUACGAUGCUGGUGGUGAAGCCUUGGUCUCCUGUGGAAUGAUGGAAGCCUUAUUGAAGGUCAUAAAGUUUCUUGGCGAUGAACAGGAUCAGAUAACAUUUGUUACCAGAGCUGUGAGGGUGGUUGACCUCAUCACCAACCUGGACAUGGCAGCUUUUCAAUCCCAUAGUGGGCUUUCUAUCUUCAUUUAUAGACUUGAGCAUGAAGUAGAUUUGUGCCGAAAAGAAUGUCCAUUUGUGAUCAAGCCAAAGAUCCAGAGACCCAGUACCACACAAGAAGGAGAAGAAAUGGAAACUGAUAUGGAUGUUGCAGAUGUGACUAUGGAAAGCAGUCCAGGCUCAUCCAUCUCUAUGGAACAACGGCUGGAUGUUGAAUUAAGGACAUCAAGCUCCAACAACAGUGCUAACAUCUCUUCUGGGCCUGGGCCUGGGCCUGGGCCCGGCCCUGGCCCUGGCCCUGGCCCUGGGCCUGGCCCCGGUCCCGGCCCUGGCCCCGGCCCCGGCCCUGGGCCUGGCCCUGGUUCUCGUCCUGGUGUGCAGUGUAUUCCACAGCGAGCAGCACUUCUCAAAUCCAUGCUGAACUUCCUCAAGAAAGCCAUUCAGGACCCUGCUUUCUCGGAUGGCAUACGACAUGUGAUGGAUGGUUCUCUGCCUACCUCCCUGAAACACAUCAUCAGCAAUGCAGAAUACUAUGGCCCAUCACUUUUCCUCCUAGCUACUGAAGUGGUGACUGUGUUUGUAUUUCAAGAACCAUCACUGCUGUCCUCACUACAGGACAAUGGAUUAACAGAUGUCAUGCUGCACGCACUGCUUAUCAAAGAUGUUCCUGCUACCCGUGAAGUCCUUGGCUCCCUCCCAAAUGUAUUCAGUGCACUCUGCUUGAAUGCCCGAGGUCUUCAGUCUUUUGUACAAUGUCAGCCUUUUGAACGUCUCUUCAAAGUUCUUCUCUCUCCAGAUUACCUCCCAGCCAUGAGGAGGAGGAGGAGUUCAGAUCCCCUUGGGGAUACUGCAUCCAACCUAGGGAGUGCUGUUGAUGAGCUUAUGAGACAUCAACCUACCCUCAAAACGGAUGCAACAACUGCCAUCAUCAAGUUACUUGAAGAAAUCUGUAAUCUCGGAAGAGACCCUAAGUACAUCUGUCAGAAGCCAUCGAUCCAGAAGGCAGACGGCACUGCCACUGCUCCUCCCCCAAGGUCUAAUCAUGCUGCAGAAGAAGCCUCUAGUGAGGAUGAGGAGGAAGAGGAAGUACAGGCCAUGCAGAGCUUUAAUUCUACGCAGCAAAGUGAAACAGAGCCUAAUCAACAGGUUGUUGGUACAGAGGAACGUAUUCCUAUUCCCCUCAUGGAUUACAUCCUUAAUGUGAUGAAAUUUGUGGAAUCUAUUCUGAGCAACAAUACAACAGAUGACCACUGCCAGGAAUUUGUGAAUCAGAAAGGACUCUUGCCUUUGGUUACCAUUUUGGGUCUUCCCAAUCUGCCCAUUGACUUUCCCACAUCUGCUGCCUGUCAGGCUGUUGCAGGUGUCUGCAAAUCCAUAUUGACACUAUCGCAUGAACCCAAAGUCCUUCAGGAAGGUCUCCUUCAGUUGGACUCGAUCCUCUCCUCCUUGGAGCCCUUGCACCGCCCAAUUGAAUCCCCAGGGGGAUCAGUGUUGUUGCGAGAGCUGGCUUGUGCUGGUAAUGUUGCUGAUGCUACCCUCUCGGCCCAGGCCACGCCUCUGCUACAUGCACUCACUGCUGCUCAUGCCUACAUUAUGAUGUUUGUUCAUACUUGCAGAGUUGGACAGAGUGAAAUUCGUUCCAUUUCUGUAAACCAGUGGGGCUCUCAGUUGGGUCUGAGUGUUCUGAGCAAACUGAGCCAGUUAUACUGUUCCCUAGUAUGGGAAAGCACUGUUCUCCUCUCUCUCUGUACCCCAAACAGCUUACCAUCUGGUUGUGAAUUUGGCCAGGCAGACAUGCAGAAACUGGUUCCAAAGGAUGAGAAGGCAGGUACGGCCCAGGGCGGAAAAAAAUCAGAUGGAGAACAGGAUGGAACAGCUGGAAGUAUGGAUGCUUCUACCCAGGGCUUAUUGGAAGGCAUUGGACUAGAUGGUGACACAUUGGCUCCCAUGGAGACAGACGAACCUACUACUUCAGACUCUAAGGGCAAAUCUAAAAUCACACCAGCCAUGGCUGCCAGAAUCAAGCAAAUCAAGCCUUUGUUGUCAGCUUCAUCCAGAUUAGGCCGAGCACUUGCCGAGCUAUUUGGACUCCUUGUUAAACUUUGUGUGGGGUCUCCUGUGCGCCAGAGACGGAGUCAUCAUGCCGCCAGCACGACUACAGCACCAACACCUGCUGCUCGAUCAACCGCCUCAGCCCUCACUAAGCUCCUGACAAAGGGUUUGUCUUGGCAGCCUCCACCAUAUACACCAACGCCCCGCUUCAGGCUGACAUUCUUCAUCUGUUCAGUUGGUUUCACAUCCCCAAUGCUGUUUGAUGAGAGGAAGUAUCCCUACCACCUAAUGCUACAGAAAUUUCUCUGUUCUGGAGGCCACAACGCUCUUUUUGAAACUUUCAACUGGGCUCUGUCCAUGGGAGGCAAAGUCCCUGUUUCUGAGGGACUAGAGCAUUCAGAUUUACCUGAUGGUACAGGAGAAUUCCUAGAUGCCUGGCUUAUGCUAGUGGAGAAGAUGGUGAAUCCCACCACGGUGCUUGAAUCUCCACAUUCACUGCCUGCCAAAUUGCCUGGAGGUGUCCAGAACUUUCCACAAUUCAGUGCCCUGCGCUUCCUUGUGGUAACUCAAAAAGCAGCCUUUACUUGCAUCAAGAACCUGUGGAAUCGGAAACCCCUGAAGGUGUAUGGUGGGCGGAUGGCUGAGUCCAUGCUAGCUAUUUUGUGCCAUAUCCUCCGCGGAGAACCUGUGAUUCGAGAGAGACUGAGCAAAGAGAAGGAGGGAUCUCGGGGAGAAGAAGAUGCAGGGCAAGAAGAAGGUGGCUCCCGCAGGGAACCUCAAGUCAACCAGCAGCAGCUACAACAGCUCAUGGACAUGGGCUUCACAAGGGAACAUGCCAUGGAGGCCUUGUUGAAUACCAGCACCAUGGAGCAGGCCACAGAGUACCUUCUAACCCACCCUCCUCCAAUCAUGGGAGGAGUUGUUCGAGAUCUCAGCAUGUCCGAAGAGGACCAGAUGAUGAGAGCAAUUGCCAUGUCUCUGGGACAGGAUAUUCCAAUGGAUCAAAGGGCAGAGUCACCUGAGGAAGUUGCUUGCAGGAAGGAAGAAGAGGAACGGAAAGCCCGGGAAAAGCAAGAAGAAGAAGAAGCUAAAUGUCUGGAGAAAUUUCAGGAUGCUGACCCUCUGGAGCAAGAUGAGCUCCAUACUUUCACAGAUACCAUGUUACCAGGCUGUUUCCACCUUCUUGAUGAGCUGCCAGACACAGUGUACCGGGUGUGUGAUCUGAUCAUGACAGCAAUCAAACGUAAUGGAGCAGACUACCGGGACAUGAUUCUGAAACAAGUUGUGAAUCAGGUGUGGGAAGCUGCAGAUGUAUUAAUCAAAGCUGCUCUUCCACUGACAACAAGUGACACAAAAACUGUGUCAGAGUGGAUCAGUCAGAUGGCUACACUGCCCCAGGCCUCCAAUUUGGCUACUAGAAUCUUGCUUUUAACAUUGCUUUUUGAGGAGCUGAAGCUGCCUUGUGCUUGGGUGGUUGAAUCCAGUGGCAUCCUUAAUGUUCUAAUCAAGCUCUUGGAAGUGGUUCAGCCUUGCUUACAGGCCGCCAAGGAGCAAAAAGAGAUCCAGACCCCAAAGUGGAUCACCCCAGUGUUGCUCCUGAUUGAUUUCUAUGAGAAGACAGCCAUAUCCUCAAAAAGGAGAGCGCAGAUGACUAAGUACCUACAGUCCAACAGCAACAACUGGCGCUGGUUUGAUGAUCGCUCUGGGCGUUGGUGUAGUUACAGUGCAAGCAACAACAGCACUAUUGAUUCUGCCUGGAAGUCGGGAGAAACAAGUGUACGGUUUACUGCAGGCCGAAGAAGAUACACUGUCCAGUUCACUACAAUGGUGCAGGUUAAUGAGGAAACAGGAAAUCGACGCCCUGUGAUGCUGACUCUCCUCAGGGUACCACGGCUGAAUAAAAAUUCAAAAAACAGCAAUGGACAAGAACUAGAGAAGACGCUGGAAGAAAACAAAGAAAUGGAUAUCAAACGCAAAGAAAAUAAAGGCAAUGAUACCCCCUUGGCUCUAGAGAGUACAAACAGUGAAAAGGAGACAAGCCUGGAAGAAACAAAAAUGGGGGAGAUACUGAUCCAGGGCCUGACAGAAGAUAUGGUGACUGUUUUAAUCCGGGCCUGUGUGAGCAUGUUGGGAGUCCCUGUGGAUCCAGACACUUUGCAUGCCACCCUUCGCCUCUGCCUGAGGCUCACCCGAGACCACAAAUAUGCCAUGAUGUUUGCAGAGCUGAAGAGUACCCGCAUGAUCUUGAAUUUGACCCAGAGCUCAGGCUUUAAUGGGUUUACUCCUCUGGUCACCCUUCUUUUAAGACACAUCAUUGAGGAUCCCUGUACCCUCCGUCAUACCAUGGAAAAGGUUGUUCGCUCCGCAGCAACAAGUGGAGCAGGUAGCACUACCUCUGGUGUUGUAUCCGGCAGCCUUGGCUCUCGGGAGAUUAACUACAUCCUUCGUGUCCUUGGGCCAGCUGCAUGCCGCAAUCCAGACAUAUUCACAGAAGUGGCCAACUGCUGUAUCCGCAUCGCCCUUCCAGCCCCUCGAGGCUCAGGAACUGCAUCAGAUGAUGAAUUCGAGAAUCUUAGAAUUAAAGGUCCUAAUGCUGUACAGCUGGUGAAGACAACACCUUUGAAGCCCUCGUCUCUGCCUGUCAUUCCUGAUACUAUCAAGGAAGUGAUCUAUGAUAUGCUAAAUGCUCUGGCUGCUUAUCAUGCUCCAGAGGAAGCUGACAAAUCUGAUGCUAAACCUGGAGCUAUGACUCAGGAAGUUGGCCAGCUCCUGCAAGACAUGGGCGAUGAUGUAUACCAGCAGUACCGGUCACUUACUCGUCAGACCAGUGACUUUGAUGGACAGACAGGCUUUUCCAUUAAUAGUCAGGUUUUUGCUGCAGAUGGUGCCGCCGCUGAGAAUUCCACUUCUGGGGCCUCCCAAGUAGAAGCCGCUGCGACUCCAGAGGAGUCUCGAGAUGGGAAGAAAGAUAAAGAAGGGGACCGGGCCUCUGAGGAAGGCAAGCAGAAAGGCAAGGGCAGCAAACCUUUAAUGCCUACCUCCACUAUCCUUCGUCUUCUGGCAGAGUUGGUGAGAUCCUAUGUUGGUAUUGCUACCCUGAUUGCCAACUACAGCUACACUGUGGGCCAGUCUGAGCUGAUCAAAGAGGCAGAGCAACAAAGAAAGAGGGAGAGACAGACAGAGAUCUUCCAUCCACUGGUUCACUCCCCAAAUGUCCGCAACAGCCAGGGCUGGGCCAGGCUGAAGCCAGGAGCCAGGAACUCCAUCCUGGUCUCCCACGACUGCAGUGUGCUAGCUUUCGUGCUGGACCACCUCCUCCCGCAUACUCAGAAUGCAGAAGACAAAGACACACCUGCUCUGGCCCGCCUGUUCCUCGCAAGCCUCGCUGCUGCAGGAAGUGGCACAGAUGCCCAAGUAGCCCUAGUGAAUGAAGUAAAAGCUGCCCUUGGACGAGCACUGGCUAUGGCUGAGAGUACCGAGAAACAUGCCAGGCUGCAGGCAGUGAUGUGCAUCAUCAGUACUAUCAUGGAGUCCUGCCCCUCCACCUCCAGCUUCUACAGCAGUGCCACAGCCAAGACCCAGCACAAUGGCAUGAACAACAUCAUUCGACUCUUCCUGAAGAAGGGGCUGGUUAAUGACCUGGCCAGAGUGCCUCACAGCCUAGACCUGUCCAGUCCCAAUAUGGCCAACACAGUCAACGCUGCUCUGAAGCCUUUGGAAACACUUUCUCGGAUUGUGAACCAGCCCAGUAGCCUCUUCGGCAGCAAGAGUGCUUCUAACAAGAACAAGUCUGAGCAGGAUGCCCAAGGAGCCUCCCAGGACUCCAAUAGCAACCAGCAGGAUCCAGGCGAGCCUGGGGAAGCAGAAGUGCAGGAGGAGGAUCAUGAUGUCACUCAGACAGAGGUGGCAGAUGGGGAUAUCAUGGAUGGGGAGGCUGAAACCGACUCAGUGGUGAUUGCUGGGCAGCCUGAGGUGCUCAGUUCACAAGAGAUGCAGGUUGAGAAUGAGCUGGAGGACCUGAUAGAUGAGUUGCUUGAGAGGGAUGGCGGAUCUGGGAACAGUACAAUUAUAGUGAGCAGAAGUGGAGAGGAUGAAUCACAAGAGGACGUGCUGAUGGAUGAAGCUCCUUCCAACCUCAGCCAAGCUUCCACCUUGCAGGCCAACCGAGAAGAUUCCAUGAAUAUCCUGGACCCUGAGGAUGAGGAGGAGCACACUCAGGAAGAGGACAGCAGUGGCAGUAACGAGGAUGAGGAUGAUAGUCAGGAUGAAGAGGAGGAGGAGGAGGAAGAUGAGGAAGAUGAUCAGGAGGAUGAUGAAGGUGAAGAGGGAGAUGAAGACGAUGACGACGAUGGCUCUGAGAUGGAAUUGGAUGAGGAUUACCCUGAUAUGAACGCUUCUCCCUUGGUCCGAUUUGAACGCUUUGACCGGGAGGAUGAUCUCAUCAUUGAGUUUGACAACAUGUUCUCCAGUGCUACAGACAUCCCCCCAUCCCCAGGAAAUAUCCCUACCACCCACCCAUUGAUGGUACGUCAUGCAGACCACAGCUCCCUGACGCUGGGCAGCGGCUCCUCCACAACCCGCCUCACCCAGGGCAUUGGACGCAGUCAGAGGACGCUGAGGCAGCUGACAGCCAAUACAGGCCACACCAUUCACGUUCACUAUCCUGGAAAUCGCCAGCCCAAUCCUCCGCUUAUACUCCAGAGGUUACUCGGUCCCUCAGCUGCUGCUGACAUCCUACAGCUGAGCAGUAGCCUUCCCCUACAAAGCCGGGGCCGGGCCCGUCUCCUGGUGGGCAACGACGACGUCCACAUCAUCGCCAGGUCUGAUGACGAACUACUGGAUGACUUUUUCCAUGACCAGAGCACAGCUACCAGCCAAGCAGGAACCCUGUCCAGCAUCCCCACAGCCUUGACACGCUGGACAGAAGAGUGCAAAGUUCUUGAUGCUGAGAGCAUGCACGACUGCGUCUCAGUGGUUAAAGUGCCUAUUGUCAAUCACCUGGAAUUCCUGAGAGAUGAGGAGCUAGAAGAAAGGAGGGAGAAACGCAGGAAACAGCUGGCUGAGGAGGAAACAAAAAUAACUGACAAAGGCAAAGAAGAUAAGGAGAACAGAGAUCAGAGUGCACAGUGUGCUGCAUCUAAAACAAGUGACUCCGCUGAACAGAACCUCUCAGAUGGGACUCCUAUGCCUGACAGCUACCCAACUACACCAUCUUCAGCUGAUGCAGCUACAUCUGAGGCCAAGGAGACCCUUGGCACUCUGCAGCCCUCACAGCAGCAACCAGCACUCCCACCCCCACCAGCCUUGGGACAGGCUCCUCGGGAGCUGCAGUCCCCAGCUGGAGAAGGGGGAGGCUCUACACAGCUAUUGAUGCCUGUAGAGUCAGAGGAAUUGGGUCCCACAAGGCCAAGUGGAGAAGCAGAGACAACUCAGAUGGAGUUAUCCCCAGCUCCCACCAUAACCUCUCUUUCCCCAGAGAGAGCUGAAGAUUCGGAUGCAUUGACAGCUGUCAGCAGUCAACUGGAAGGCUCUCCCAUGGACACCAGCAGCCUGGCCUCCUGUACCCUAGAGGAGGCUGUGGGUGACACCUCAGCAGCUGGCAAUUCUGAGCAGCCCGCAGCAGGCAGCUCCACUCCUGGGGAUGCCCCACCAGUUGGGGCAAAUGUGCAUGGCAGGGGUGAUGGGUCAGGGGAACCUGCCCAACCUCCUGAGGACAGCUCUCCCCCUGCAUCCUCUGAGAGUUCUUCCACCAGAGAUUCUGCCGUGGCCAUAUCUGGAGCAGAUUCCCGAGGGAUCCUAGAAGAACCACUGCCUUCAACAAGCAGCGAAGAGGAAGAUCCGCUUGCAGGUAUCAGUCUCCCCGAAGGUGUGGACCCCUCUUUUCUGGCUGCUCUGCCUGAUGACAUUCGUCGAGAAGUCCUGCAGAACCAGCUGGGCAUCCGUCCGCCAACCCGGACUGCCCCUUCCACAAAUAGCUCAGCUCCUGCAGUGGUGGGGAAUCCUGGUGUGACUGAAGUGAGCCCCGAGUUCCUGGCUGCCCUGCCUCCAGCCAUACAGGAAGAAGUGCUGGCACAGCAGAGAGCUGAGCAGCAGCGACGGGAACUAGCACAGAAUGCCAGCUCAGACACCCCCAUGGACCCUGUCACCUUCAUCCAGACUCUGCCCUCAGACCUACGCCGUAGUGUUCUAGAGGACAUGGAGGAUAGUGUGUUGGCCGUGAUGCCACCUGACAUUGCAGCUGAGGCUCAAGCCCUGAGACGAGAGCAGGAGGCCCGGCAACGGCAGCUCAUGCAUGAGCGUCUGUUUGGGCACAGCAGUACCUCUGCGCUCUCUGCCAUUCUCCGAAGCCCGGGUACAGAGGGAGCUUUCACCAGUCGCCUUAGUGGUAACCGUGGGGUGCAGUAUACUCGUCUUGCCGUGCAGAGAGGUGGCACCUUCCAAAUGGGUGGUAGCAGCAGCCAUAACAGGCCUUCCGGCAGUAAUGUGGACACUCUCCUCCGCCUCCGAGGACGGCUCCUUCUAGACCAUGAAGCCCUGUCUUGUCUCCUGGUCCUACUUUUUGUGGAUGAGCCGAAGCUCAAUACGAGCCGUCUCCACCGAGUACUGAGAAAUCUCUGCUACCACGCUCAGACCCGCCACUGGGUCAUCCGCAGCCUCUUGUCCAUCUUGCAGCGUAGCAGUGAGAGUGAGCUAUGCAUUGAAACACCUAAGCUCUCCACGAGUGAGGAAAAGGGGAAAAAAUCGAGCAAAAGCUGUGGGUCAAGCAGCCAUGAGAACCGUCCCCUGGAUCUGCUUCACAAAAUGGAAUCAAAGAGCUCCAACCAGCUUUCCUGGCUCUCAGUGUCCAUGGAUGCAGCCUUAGGCUGCAGGACUAACAUAUUCCAGAUCCAGCGUUCAGGGGGCCGCAAACAUACUGAGAAGCAUGCAAGCAGUGGCUCCACUGUCCACAUCCACCCCCAGGCUGCUCCUGUUGUCUGCAGACACGUUCUGGACACACUCAUUCAGUUGGCCAAGGUGUUUCCCAGCCACUUCACACAGCAACGGACCAAAGAACCAAACUGUGAGAGCGAUCGGGAGAAGGGCAGUAAGCAGGCCUGCAGCCCAUGUUCCUCACAGACCACCAGCAGUGGCAUUUGCACAGACUUCUGGGACUUGUUGGUAAAACUGGACAACAUGAAUGUCAGCCGGAAAGGCAAGAACUCCGUGAAGUCAGUGCCAGUGAGCGCUGGUGGUGAGGGGGAAACCUCCCCGUACAGCCUUGAGGCCUCUCCCCUGGGGCAGCUCAUGAACAUGUUGUCGCACCCCGUCAUCCGCCGGAGCUCUCUCCUAACCGAGAAACUCCUCAGACUCCUUUCGCUCAUCUCAAUUGCUCUCCCAGAAAACAAAGUAUCGGAAGCACAGGCUAAUUCUGGCAGCAGCGCUGCCUCCACCACUGCUGCCACCUCCACCACAUCUACCACCACUGCCACCGCCGCCUCCUCCACGUCCACACCCGCGGCAACCACCCCUGUCACUUCUACUCCAGCCCUGGUCGCCGCCUCCGCUAUUUCCGCCAUUGCCGUAGCUGCUUCGACCACAGUGACUACCCCCACGACUGCUACCACUACUGUUGCAACUUCUACUACUAAGGGCAGCAAAUCUCCAGCGAAGGUGGGUGAGGGGGGCAGCGGUGGUGCAGACUUUAAGAUGGUAUCCUCAGGCCUCACCGAAAACCAGCUACAGCUCUCCGUGGAGGUUUUGACAUCCCACUCUUGUUCUGAAGAAGGCCUAGAAGAUGCAGCCAAUGUGUUACUGCAGCUCUCUCGUGGGGACCCUGGGACCCGGGACACGGUUCUCAAGCUGCUACUCAAUGGAGCCCGCCAUUUGGGUUACACCCUUUGUAAACAGAUAGGUACCCUGCUAGCCGAGCUGCGGGAAUACAAUCUGGAACAGCAGCGGCGAGCCCAGUGUGAGACCCUCUCUCCUGAUGGCCUGCCUGAGGAGCAGCCACAGACCACCAAGCUGAAAGGCAAAAUGCAGAGCAGGUUUGACAUGGCUGAGAAUGUGGUAAUUGUGGCAUCUCAGAAGCGACCCUUGGGCGGCCGGGAGCUCCAGCUGCCUUCUAUGUCCAUGUUGACAUCCAAGACAUCUACCCAGAAGUUCUUCUUGAGGGUACUACAGGUCAUCAUCCAGCUUCGGGACGACACACGCCGAGCUAACAAGAAAGCCAAGCAGACAGGCAGGCUAGGUUCCUCCGGUUUAGGCUCAGCUAGCAGCAUCCAGGCAGCUGUUCGGCAGCUGGAGGCUGAGGCUGAUGCCAUUAUACAAAUGGUACGUGAGGGUCAAAGGGCCCGGAGACAGCAACAAGCAGCAACGUCGGAGUCUAACCAGUCGGAGGCAUCUGUCCGGAGGGAAGAGUCACCCAUGGAUGUGGACCAGCCAUCUCCCAGUGCUCAAGAUACUCAAACCAUUGAAAACGAGGCUGCAUUGUGCUGCUUGGCUACUGGGCAGAAUUUAGAACAUAUCUCCGAUGGAUACCAGGAAAAGAUAGCUUCAGAUGGAACCCCACAGGGGGAGAAGGAAAAGGAGGAGAGGCCGCCUGAAUUACCCCUGCUCAGUGAGCAGCUGAGCCUGGACGAGCUGUGGGACAUGCUAGGGGAGUGCUUAAAGGAACUGGAGGAAUCCCACGACCAGCAUGCGGUGCUAGUGCUGCAGCCUGCCGUCGAGGCCUUCUUUCUUGUCCAUGCCACAGAGCGCGAGAGCAAGCCUCCUGUCCGAGACACUCGAGAGAGCCAGCUGGCACACAUCAAGGACGAGCCUCCUCCACUCUCCCCUGCCCCCUUAACCCCAGCUACACCCUCCUCCCUUGACCCCUUCUUCUCCCGGGAACCCUCAUCUAUGCACAUCUCCUCAAGCCUGCCCCCCGACACGCAGAAGUUCCUUCGCUUUGCAGAGACUCACCGCACUGUGUUAAACCAGAUCCUACGGCAGUCCACCACCCACCUUGCCGACGGGCCUUUUGCUGUCCUCGUGGACUACAUUCGUGUCCUCGACUUUGAUGUCAAGCGCAAGUAUUUCCGCCAGGAGCUGGAGCGUUUGGAUGAAGGGCUCCGGAAAGAAGACAUGGCUGUGCACGUCCGCCGUGACCAUGUGUUUGAAGAUUCCUAUCGUGAGCUGCAUCGCAAAUCCCCUGAAGAAAUGAAGAAUCGAUUGUAUAUAGUAUUCGAAGGAGAAGAAGGGCAGGAUGCCGGAGGGCUCCUGCGGGAGUGGUAUAUGAUCAUCUCUCGAGAGAUGUUUAACCCGAUGUAUGCCUUGUUCCGUACCUCACCCGGUGAUCGAGUCACCUACACCAUCAACCCGUCUUCCCACUGCAACCCCAACCACCUCAGCUACUUCAAGUUUGUUGGACGCAUUGUGGCCAAAGCUGUAUAUGACAACCGCCUCCUGGAAUGCUACUUCACUCGGUCCUUCUACAAACACAUCUUGGGCAAGUCUGUCAGAUACACAGAUAUGGAGAGUGAAGAUUACCACUUCUACCAGGGCCUGGUUUAUCUGCUGGAAAAUGAUGUCUCUACACUAGGCUAUGACCUCACCUUCAGCACUGAGGUCCAAGAGUUUGGAGUGUGUGAAGUUCGUGACCUCAAACCCAAUGGGGCCAACAUCUUGGUAACAGAGGAGAAUAAGAAGGAAUAUGUACACCUGGUGUGCCAGAUGAGAAUGACAGGGGCUAUCCGCAAACAGCUGGCCGCUUUCUUAGAAGGCUUCUAUGAGAUCAUUCCGAAGCGCCUCAUUUCCAUCUUCACGGAGCAGGAAUUAGAGCUGCUCAUAUCAGGACUGCCCACCAUUGACAUUGAUGAUCUGAAAUCCAACACUGAGUACCAUAAGUACCAGUCCAACUCUAUUCAGAUCCAGUGGUUCUGGAGAGCAUUGCGUUCUUUCGACCAAGCUGACCGUGCCAAGUUCCUCCAGUUUGUCACGGGUACAUCCAAAGUGCCCCUACAAGGCUUUGCCGCCCUCGAAGGCAUGAAUGGCAUCCAGAAGUUUCAGAUCCAUCGAGAUGACAGGUCCACAGAUCGCCUGCCUUCAGCUCACACAUGUUUUAAUCAGCUGGACCUGCCUGCCUAUGAGAGCUUUGAGAAGCUCCGCCACAUGCUACUAUUGGCCAUCCAGGAGUGCUCUGAAGGUUUUGGGCUGGCCUAAGGAGGCCCUGCCCACAUCUGUGGGGUUUUUCUACCAUUGUUGGACCUGGGGAGGGGGGAAAUUUAAAAAGAACCAGAAAGAAAAUGUCAAAAACCAAUAAAUGAAAUCCACCAACUCACCAUGUGUGUGUCCCAGCUGCCCCAUCUUCCCCAGUGCAUACCUGGUGCCCUUCUCCUGCUCAUUCUCUCUCCUGCCCUCCCAUUUCCUCGCCUCCUCUCCCCUUUUUGUGCCGUCCAUGAUCCCCCACCCCAUGUGUUAAAAAAGGCGGUAGCCUUCGCAGGGACCUGUUUGUCCCAACUGUUUGAACAGUGUGCUCCUCAGAUUCUGUGUUCAGAAGGAUUUGCUGCAUUGAGACUUGAAACCUUUGGAUAGGGGAAAAAUUAUAUAUAUAUAUAUUUUUUUGUUCUGUUUGCAUUUCUUAAUUUGUGCUUGGAAUGUGUUGAUGUGCACAGCUAAUGAUUCAAUGCGAGACAAGAUUGGCGUCUGUGUUGUGGAGGUUUCAAAUAAAGAGCACUCUUCAUAACUCACCUUUCACAAUGGAGUUUUUUUCAAACUUUUCAAAAAAAAAAAAAACUCAAAA